Messenger RNA from Brugia pahangi, 1296 nucleotides. The record is from the annotation of a GenBank genome assembly. Lineage: Eukaryota; Metazoa; Nematoda; Chromadorea; Rhabditida; Onchocercidae.
AUGGAUAUGCAAAUGUCAUUGGUUGAAACUGCAAAUACCUACGAUUUUCACUUACUUCUAAAUAUUGGUGGUACACAUUUUCGUAUUCGUUACUCAACUAUACAGUAUCGUUGUCCAACAUCAUUAUUAGCUGAAUUUUGUCGUGAAACGCAUGCAGCACGGGUUGAAAGUUGCAAUGGUUAUUUAUCUGAUACACGAGAAUAUUUCUUUGAACGUUCGGGAAAAUUAUUUGAGCCAAUUUAUGAUUUUCUAACAACUGGACAUUUUCAUCGAACCAGUGAUAUCUGUUGUGAACGACUUUUUAAAGAAUUAGAUUUUUGGCGAAUUAAAAAGGAUUUUUUCGCUCCAUGCUGUAUGAUGAUUGCUGAUAGUGACGAUGAUGAAUUAGCAAACGAAGGCAAAGAUUCUGUUACUUAUGAUGAUGAAUUUGAUGGUGUUUGCUUUGAUGAUCAACGGCGCAAAUUGUGGCUUUUAAUGGAAGAUCCUGGUACAAGUACCGCAGCUAAGAUUUUUGCGCUUGUAAGUAUAAUGAUGGUGAUAGUAUCAGUUACUGGUAUGAUACUUGGUUCAACACCAGAAUGGCAAAGUGGUAGUUAUAAUAUGAGCGCAACGGGUACAAGACUUGAUUUUCGACUUCAUUCCACAUUGGAAUUUGUUGAAUUGGCUUGUAUAAUAUGGUUUACAUUUGAAUAUUUCGCACGGUUUACUGUUUGUACACAGAAAAAAAAAUUUGUAUUAGAACCAUUGAAUAUCAUUGAUAGCUUAACAAUAAUACCGUUUUAUGUGGAAAUUUUACUUUCAGCUUGCGGUUUUGGAAUAAAUACAUUUGGUGAUUUUCGUGGCUUAGCAAUGGUAAUGCGUGUGGUACGAGUAAUGCGUGUAGCACGAAUAUUUAAGCUUGCACGUUAUUCCAGUGGCCUGAAAUCAUUUGGUAUUACUGUUAAGACUAGUCUUCCGGAAUUAUCAAUGCUUACACUAUUUUUGUUGACAACAGUAAUUUUCUUUUCAACUCUAAUGUAUUUUGCUGAACGUGAUGAACCAAAUACAAAAUUUAAAUCAAUUCCGCAUGCUGGCUGGUGGUGUAUCGUUACGAUGACAACCGUUGGUUACGGUGAUUAUUAUCCGGAAACAUUAUUCGGUAAAUUGAUCGCUAGUUGUGCCAGUAUAUCCGGUGUAUUGGUAUUAGCCUUUCCAAUAACUAUGAUUGUUGAAAAUUUCUCUCGUAAUUAUGAUAGUGAAAGGAAAGACUUUAAACGAAUACAGCAAAAACGACGAAUGGCUAAGACUUAUAAUUAA